Molecule: messenger RNA, 2022 nt
Organism: Python bivittatus (Burmese python)
Lineage: Eukaryota; Metazoa; Chordata; Lepidosauria; Squamata; Pythonidae
Gene: RERGL
Product: RERG like
Molecular function (GO): GTP binding; GTPase activity
Source: RefSeq, a predicted model, not a curated record
CCAGCCACCCACCCUGCGGAGAAGUUGAGACUUGGGCUCGCUUGGGCGCUCGAAGUGGCGCCGGGGAUGAAUGGAGUGCGGGUAGCGAUGCUGGGCAGCGAAGGGACGGGCAAAUCCGCCCUUACGGUGCGCUUUCUGACGAAGCGUUUCAUUGGAGAAUAUGCCUCCGAUUCUGAAUGCAUUUAUACAAAACAUUUGUGUCUGGAUGGAAAGCAAAUUAACUUGGAAAUAUAUGAUCCGUGUUCCCAACCCCGACAAGGGAAACUCUUGCUCCCAGAUGAACUCCAAUGGGCUGAUGGAUUUGUUGUUGUCUACGACAUCAGUGACAGAACUUCAUUUGCGUUCGCAAAAGCCUUGCUGUACAGGAUCCGUGAGUGCCACACAGGAGCUUGCAAAAGAGCACCAGAGUGCACUGUUGUCUUGGUUGGGAACAAGCAAGAUUUGUGCCACAUACGAGAAGUUGGUUGGGAUGAAGGACAGAAGUUGGCCCUGGAUAACCGAUGCCAGUUUUGUGAACUGUCAGCUGCGGAACAGUGCCAGGAGGUGGGAGCUAUGUUCACCAAAGCACUGAAGAGCCUCACUGCUCAUUCCAGGGGAAAGGAGAAGAGACGGCCCAGCGGUUCAAAAUCUAUGGCCAAACUGAUCAACAACAUGUUUGGGAAGAGGAGAAAAUCUGUUUAGUGGGAAGCCCACCAAAAACAGGCAGGGAGAAAAGACUCUCUCUCUCACACACACACACAGACACACAUAUACACACACAUGUGCACAAAGGAUCUAGUCCACAUGAAGAUCUUACCCUGCCUCACAAGAAAGUCAUGGAAAUGGUCAACUUAUUCCUGCCGGCAUUGCAAAAAUCAUACCUAAAAUGUAGUCUUGGUAACUCUCAUGGGAAUAUAGUUUUUCAUUGAAAUAGGUUGACUUUAGACCACACUGACGUUCCGUCUAUGGUUAUUAAGGAGUGGGAUGUAAGUUAAUCACCAAUAAUCUUAAUUGGAUCAGGGCAGGCAAUAUGAAUAAGCCCAGGAAAAAUAUGUCCACACAUCUUAAAAUUGCCAAGGUUGAGAAACAGUGGCCUAGAUUAUGGUAUUCUUGAUUUCAGCAACAACAAAGCUUUUGGUUUGUGUGAGAGGAAGGCAGGCAGGCUGGCUGGCCAAAAUUUACAAUUGGAAAAGGAUUACCCCAAGCACCACAAAAAGGCCGUGACAAAGCAGGAGGAAAGGAAGAAAAUCUUGAACUGUUAGCAUCUUUUCCAGAUCUGAUGUUAAACUCUCAUAUCAAUUUAAGUAUGAGCUUUCCUGGCUGUAGUUCCUUUCAUUAGACAGCUUGUAAGAGUCUUGGGGGAAAGAUUAAACUCGGCUUAAAGUCAUAUCACCUAAUUCCUUUCCCAGCUUUUGGCUGUAAUCAACCAUGUGGCAGAGCCCUAACCCAAUCCCACGUAAUCAGUGUUUCCUUCCAAUAUAUUUUAGUGCCUUUUGCACAACUUAAGUGCAGAGACGGGCUUCUUGCUAAGGCUGGCCUUACACUAAAUGUUGUAAAACCACUGAGAGGCUGAUGACUUUUGGGGGGGGGCGGGGGGGGACACAGAAUGUAGCAUGUUAUUUAGCAAACUUGUGAAAAAAUCUGAUCUCCACCUCUUGCUGUUUUUCCUGCUUGCGGGUAACAUAUAAAGAGAAGCUUUCUGCAUUCCCACAGUAGGAUGUAAAAUGCAUUUGGAAAUUUGGGCUCUCUCUCAUUCUCCAAAAUAUGCAGCGCUGCCCUUUGAGGUGACCGAUAUUAAACAGCAUUCCAAUUUAUGCUGUUUGAGAAAGUGGGGUGCAGCUUCAGCACGAACCGGCAAAGUAUAUUUUCUGUUCAUUUUCUCUCUACGCAGGCUGUUUCUACAGUGAAAUCAGUCAGCAGAGCAUAGCGAGGGAGUUAUAUGAGUUUUCAUCACUGCUGCUAUUAAGACAGUUCUCAGCCCUCUGUGUUGGAAAUAACCAAUGUUACUGAGAGUUCCACUUGUGUAGAGAAAAAUAAAUUGGA